CUCUCCGUCUGCUCAUACCAACGUACAAGCUACGUACCUGAGUAAUUUUCACAUCACCGUACUUCCAAGCCAACUUUCAGAACCACCACCGUUCAAACAACCACAAACACCGCCAACAUGGGUAAAGAGAAGACUCAUAUCAACGUCGUCGUUAUCGGCCACGUCGACUCCGGCAAGUCGACUACCACCGGCCACUUGAUCUACAAGUGCGGUGGUAUCGACAAGCGUACCAUUGAGAAGUUCGAGAAGGAAGCCGCCGAGUUGGGCAAGGGCUCCUUCAAGUACGCAUGGGUGCUCGACAAGCUCAAGGCCGAGCGUGAGCGUGGUAUCACCAUUGAUAUCGCCCUCUGGAAGUUCGAGACCCCUAAGUACUACGUGACUGUUAUCGACGCCCCCGGACAUCGUGAUUUCAUCAAGAACAUGAUCACUGGUACCUCCCAGGCCGACUGCGCCAUUCUCAUCAUUGCCGCCGGCACUGGUGAGUUCGAGGCCGGUAUCUCCAAGGAUGGCCAGACUCGUGAGCACGCCCUGCUCGCCUACACCCUCGGUGUCAAGCAGCUCAUCUGCGCCAUCAACAAGAUGGACACUGCCAAGUGGUCUGAGGAGCGCUUCAACGAAAUCAUCAAGGAGACGUCCAACUUCAUCAAGAAGGUCGGCUACAACCCCAAGACCGUCCCCUUUGUGCCCAUCUCCGGCUUCAACGGCGACAACAUGAUCGACGCCUCCCCCAACUGCCCGUGGUACAAGGGCUGGGAGAAGGAGACCAAGACCAAGAGCACCGGCAAGACCCUGCUCGAGGCCAUCGACGCCAUCGACCCCCCGUCGCGUCCCUCCGACAAGCCCCUCCGCCUGCCCCUCCAGGAUGUCUACAAGAUCGGCGGUAUUGGCACGGUACCUGUCGGCCGUGUGGAGACUGGUAUCAUCAAGGCCGGCAUGGUCGUCACCUUCGCCCCCGCUGGUGUCACCACCGAAGUCAAGUCCGUCGAGAUGCACCACGAGCAGCUUACCGAGGGCACCCCGGGUGACAACGUCGGCUUCAACGUCAAGAACGUCUCCGUCAAGGAGAUCCGUCGUGGCAACGUCGCCGGUGACACCAAAAACGAUCCGCCCAAGGGCUGCGACUCCUUCAACGCCCAGGUCAUCGUCCUCAACCACCCCGGUCAGAUCGGUGCCGGCUACGCGCCCGUCCUCGACUGCCACACCGCCCACAUUGCCUGCAAGUUCUCCGAGCUCCUCGAGAAGAUUGACCGUCGUACCGGCAAGUCCAUCGAGUCCGGCCCCAAGUUCGUCAAGUCUGGUGAUGCCGCCAUCGUCAAGAUGAUUCCCUCCAAGCCCAUGUGCGUCGAGGCCUUCACCGACUACCCCCCUCUCGGCCGCUUCGCCGUCCGUGACAUGCGUCAAACCGUCGCUGUGGGCGUGAUUAAGUCAGUUGCCAAGUCGGCAGCGGGCGCCGGAAAGGUCACUAAGGCCGCUGUCAAGGCUGGUGCCAAGAAAUAAGCGAUUGGUGGAAAUUGAUGGAGAGUAGAAGUAGCAGUAGACGAUGGAAUGCAUUGCGGGUGUUCUGCUUUUGCGUGAGUGACUUGCGUGUGUUUUAGAUAACCCAUGCAAUGCAACUCGUCCGGGUACUCGAUUUUUCCACUUUGUCAUCGCCAGUCACCGUCGGCGGGCUCGCUCUCCCCGUCGCCGCCCGCUCGUA
Neohortaea acidophila is the source of this 1696-nucleotide messenger RNA. RefSeq names its product elongation factor-1a. Lineage: Eukaryota; Fungi; Ascomycota; Dothideomycetes; Mycosphaerellales; Teratosphaeriaceae. The record is from RefSeq and is a predicted model, not a curated record. Bases 118 to 1497 code for a protein of 459 amino acids. The transcript is spliced from 6 exons. Gene Ontology annotation, biological process: translational elongation; translation. Gene Ontology annotation, molecular function: translation elongation factor activity; GTPase activity; GTP binding.